CAAGUCUGUUUGAUGUUGAAAAAAACAUGUGAUGAUGCUUCAGCAACAACGACUCGACAGUUGGUUCUGGGUCAAGUCUGCCUGAUAGAAAGAAAUAUGUGGUGAUGGUCCAUCAAAGAUCAAAGAGUUGGUUCUCAGUCAGGUUCAUCAAAGAUCUGCAUGGUGAUGGCUCGUAAACAAAUGACCCCAGAGAUCAAGUCUGUGAUAAAGCAACAAAAAUGCAACCAGAUACAAAGCAUGACGUGCAUGGAAUGGAUCCAAUUUUAGUGAGUGGAGCACUGGCAUUUUCUAUGGUAAAACGUUUUACUAUUGACCAGCAAGGUGGACUUUGUAACCAGCAGAGACGUCAACUUCCAAGCUCGGUGUUCAUUCCUGAGGAUGCAGAUCGAUCCCUUCUUUUUUGACCAGGAAGCAUGACUUUGAUAACCAGCAAUAACUGAGAAGCAUGACUUUAGCAAUCGCCGGGGGAGACAGGGGCAGAGCAUAAAAAGAGUUUGUAGGGACAUCAACUCUUCAACUUCCAAGCUCAGUGUUCAUUCCCAAGGAUACCAGUUCCCCUAAGCUCCAGUGCCCACAAAUGGAGAUUUUCAUUUCUGCGUUGAUGGGUGAACUCAUAUCAAGAUCGGUGAGUUCCAUCAUCAACAAAUACUCCAAGCCACCGGCGGAGGCCGUUGAGGCUGGCUUGGAGAGGAUUCUACUCAGGGGGCAGGUCAUCAUCGACGAGGCCAUGGGGCGGCACAUCACAAACCAUGGAAUGCUCCAGCAGCUUAGCAUGCUGAGGUAUGCCAUGUACCAAGGCUACUAUGUGCUUGACACCUUCAGAUGCCAAGCACAUAAAGAAGAGGAGAAUAAUCUGGCUGUGAGUCAAUCUGGGGUUGUGUCCAACUUUCGUUAUGCACAACGCCUCUGCCUCUCCCGCAGCAACAACAAAAGAACAGCGCAAGGGCUUGAAGAGGCCCUCGACAGUUUGAGAUCCAUGAUUCUUGAUGCCAGCGAGAUGGUCAGGUUCCUGACAACAUAUCCUCGCCUGCAUCGUCAGCCUUACAGCAUGCAUCUCUUGCUGGGCAAGUGCAUGUUUGCCCGCCAGAGGGAAACAGAACUGGUUAUGGACUUCCUAUUGUGCACACAACCUUCUACUGGUAGUCUCGGCGGGUUUGAUGUCCUCCCAAUUGUCGGUCCGGACAGUGUUGGAAAGAGCACUCUUGUCGCUCAUGUCUGUGAAGACGAAAGAGUACGUGAUUGCUUCUCACAGAUUGUUUCUUUCAGGCAUGAUAGUUUCAGAGUUCAAGAUAUAGCGGCUUUGGGAGGCACAUGUGCACUGAGACAUGAGAAUAAUGGGAGAUUGCUGAUUGUCGUCGACAUAGUUGGGGAUCUCUAUGAAGAUUUGUGGGAAAUCUUGUGUUCUCUUUGCCGACAGAGCACUAUAAGUGGCAGCAAAAUCAUCAUCACAAGCCGAUCUGACAAGAUCACAAAGCUUGGAACAACGCAGACUCUAGUACUGAAGCAUCUGUCUCAUGAGGCAUACUGGUAUUUUUUCAAGGUGAUUACGUUUGGAAGUACGGACCCCGAGAUGCACCCGAGGCUUGUAUAUUUGGCAAUGGAGAUAGCAGAAUUGCUGAAUGGUAAUCUCAUUGAAGCAAAUGUUGCUGCUUGUGUACUGAGAGCCAAUUUUGACAUCAAAUUCUGGUGCAAGGUUCUGGCAUUCCGAAGAGCCUACUUACAAAAUCAGCUCUGCAAGUUUGGCGAGCAUCCGUGUGAACCUGUCAAGGAGAAUAGACCUAUGUAUCUUCAACGAUUGGGUAGAGCUACUGAAGAUGUUCUGGUUCAUGGUAUUAAUCAGACAUGCUGUUCUGAAGAGGAACUUCCCAACAUAACGAACGUGGAUGUUUGGUAUGGAAAUACUAGGCCCCAAGGUAUAUUUAAGGCUCUUGCAUGGAAGUCUCGGAUACCACCCUACCAUUGCUACAUCCAGACGUGUGAGAUUCGAGAGCUGCAAGCUAGAGCGGUUAAGAGGAAGCGCCCACUGAUGAAUGCUAGUAUUAGACAUGUUUAGUUUUGUCAAUGUAAGUUUUCUGCCAUGUUGUAUAACUGAAAAUAAUAAUGUAUAUGCUAUGGAAACAUACGUUUUCUUUAUUAUGCCCCUUGGCCAAGUUUGUCCAGAGUGUAGCAAAGUUGUGCCCCUUUAGUUUGAAUAAUACUACCCAUACCAGUGCUUCUUGCUUGUCUUGAUCAGUCAUCAAGGUCAACAUGCAUG
Molecule: messenger RNA, 2254 nt
Organism: Triticum urartu
Lineage: Eukaryota; Viridiplantae; Streptophyta; Magnoliopsida; Poales; Poaceae
Source: RefSeq, a predicted model, not a curated record